UCCGGCAAGAGCCGCCGCCUACGCCGAGUAGACCAGCAGAGCGCACGCGCGGGAGCAUAAGGACCUCGCGCUCGAACGUUCCUUUUUCUUCCCGCCCCCGUUUCAACGGCCGCCUCCGCUCUCUCUCAACUGAGCAGGAGGGAGCGGGAGCACGCGCACCCCCCUCCUCCCAACCCUUCCCAGGGAAGGGAGGCGGGCCUGCUGAGUAACCUCCGUCUCUCUGGUUCCAAUCGGGUUCCUGUGCCGCUCCUUUCCCCACCUCCCGGCCGCCCGCCCCGUCAGUGUCUGACUGGCCGACGCGAGAGGGGAGCCCAGUGUAUGUGCGGCAACACCAUGUCUGCUCCGCUCCCAGCCAUUGUCCCGGCCGCCAAGAAGGCCACCGCCGCGGUCAUAUUUCUCCAUGGAUUAGGAGAUACUGGGCAUGGCUGGGCAGAAGCAUUUGCUGGUAUUAGGAGUCCACACGUAAAGUAUAUUUGUCCACAUGCGCCCGUCAUGCCAGUUUCUCUCAACAUGAAUAUGGCCAUGCCUUCCUGGUUCGAUAUUUUUGGACUUGCUCCAGAUUCACAGGAAGAUGAAGCUGGAAUCAAACAAGCAUCAGAAAAUGUGAACACACUUAUAGAACAAGAAGUAAGGAAUGGAAUACCCUCAAACAGAAUAAUUUUGGGAGGAUUUUCUCAGGGAGGAGCUUUAUCUUUAUACACUGCCCUCACAACGCAACAGAAGUUAGGGGGUGUUGUAGCACUCAGCUGUUGGCUUCCACUGCGGACUUCAUUUCCACAGGGUUCCAUCAAUUGCAUCAACAAAGACAUUUCUAUUCUCCAGUGCCAUGGUGAUCGUGAUCCUUUGGUUCCUUUAAUGUUUGGAAGUGUGACUUCUGAAACACUAAAGAAAAUGUUAAACCCUGGCAACAUAACUUUCAAAAUGUACUCAGGCAUGAUGCAUAGCUCAUGUAUUGAGGAAAUGAUGGAUGUGAAGCAAUUUAUUGACGAGCACCUACCUCCAAUUGACUGAAAUAUAUGAGAAGCCUUUGGUUAAAUACACCAGCAUCAUCUGUACUAGAUUUUUUUUCAUGUAGCUAUUUCUAAAGCAUCUCUGUGCCUACAGUAUUAACUGUAUUGCAAAGAUUAGAAACUAUAACUUCAUGAGAAACAAUAUUCCUUUUAAAUCCCAUUGGCCAUAACAUAGAUAUAUGGCAGUGGAAAGGCAUGUUGGAAUAUAAUUAGGUAUUCUCUUCCUUGCUAGAUCAUUCCAAAUCUAAAGUUAUGGAGCCCUUUUAUAAUUCAGAGCAAGAUUUUCCCCCAAAUCCUGUUAUAUUACUACUUGCUAAAUUGACACUUCUAUAUGCAGUAUAUAAAACUAAGCAUGCAGUGGUAGAACGAGUAUUCUUAACAUUCACAUUUAACCAAUAUUAUUGCAUGUUCAAGGUAAGACUCAAGUCUUUAAAUUAUCCCUACACCUUGGAGGAAUGCAGUGUUUUAUCUUAAAUGUGCACCCUGCUACUUAGAAUCUUAAAAAAAGUAUUUAUCUUUAUAACAAAUGUUUCUCAUUCAGCUGUCCUUACUGAGAUAAAUUUAGACAUAGAUGUCACUAAAUUAUACAUAGAAUAUAACAAAAGUCAUUAGAAAUUUUAAUAUAUUGCAAAAAUUGAGCUUUCAAAAGCUCUUUUAAGUAGCUAACUUCUUAAAAAUCAAAAUCAGAAAAUAUAUUGUAUGUAUUAGUCUUAACUUGUUCUGCUUCAAAAAAAUCAAAAAUGAAAUCAAGGUUGUUGUUUAAAGCAUUGCACAAUCAACUGACAAGAGACGAGGAGGAGUGCAUACAAAGAAUAUUUUAUUUUAAAGCUGAAAAAGAUCACUGUGUGAAAAUUUGAUUGAGCUGUUCUAAAUCUACCACAGCUCAGCAGAAAUGUAAUGUUUGGUUGUUCAAAACGAAAUCUAGAGGGAUACCAGGGUAGUUUUUUUUGGAGAAAGUUAGGAUAAGACUGGUGCACAUUAUUUUCUCUUAAGCAAGGCAUAUGCAUUGCUGCCAUCUCCUUGCUCUUCCCCUGGCCUGCCUUCAACCACUACCGCUGAUAUUCAGCAUGGCAUAUCACACUGCCUGUCUGUUCCACCCACCCUACAGAGGAUUUUUCUAGCAUUUGCUUUCUCUCCCCAGUUGCGACUGAUAUCCAGUAUGCCAUCACCAAGGCAACCCUUCAGCCUUGGCUUUUUUCUGUUGUUUCCUCCACCACUGAAUAACAAAGCAUGGUUUAGUUUGGUGCGGAGCACCACAAACUAGCUGUUCUGGAACAGUUUGUGCAAGCAACAUUUUCAAUGUCCCUGGACCAGGUCAUUCAGAAAUAAGAUACUUCACCUUUGUCAUGACAAAUUUUCCAUCUAAAUUCUUAAGACUUGAAAUUUUAUUUCAGAUAAAUACACGUUCCUGCAGAAGUUCCAGGUUUUGUACAUAUAAACAGCUAAUUCUAUACAUACAUGUUACUUCUAUAUGUAUUUUGUGUACAUAUAGAAAUAAAAAAAAUCCAUAAUUCUAUAGCAUAAUUGUAAGAAUCCUUUAGAAAUAGUGUACAAGUUUUGUGGUCAAUAUUGUAUGUGUGGGGAAAAAACUGGAUAUGUUCUUUCUCUUUCAGGCCAUUUACCAUAUCCCAAUAUUUUGCUGAUUUUUUUAGCAUCACAUUGCUACUAUGUAUGGUGAAAUGGCAUCUUCUGAAAUUUCUUCUAUUCAUUAAUGUGAUUUUAUUUAAGAGGAGACACGGAACCUAAUGGAAUCACUCAUAUCUGCAGCUUGUAAGCACUAAAAUAUAGAAUUAAAAAUGUAAUUGCAGUUACAUGUUGGUGGAGUAAAUCAUGGCCUUUAGCACUUUUGUGUAUGUUCUGGCAUGUUUCUUGAUACUUGCUGGGCUUUAGAUAAUUAAACUGAGAGCAAUCUAUAUACCAGCAGAAAGAACUGGCAAGAAAGCUGUGUUUGGAAUACAUAACUUCAAAUUGUAAAUUGUUUUCUUGUGUGUAUUGCCAAUAUCAUGGAGGUUUAAUUGGGCUUACUCUUUAUUUAGUUAUAUGAUGGAAUUUGGAAAGCAAGGAAACCUAAGUUUGUUUCCUAUUGCAUCCUGAAACAAUAUUUUAAAAUGCAGAUUGUGGAUUCUAAUGAACUGAAUUUGGCUCUUGAAAGAAGUAAAUGUUUCUGUACUGAAAGCAUCUCUGAACUAUUUUAAUUAUAGGAAUCUCUGCGAGAGUUUGUGUACAUAGGACUUGAAUAUGGGAACAGUGAUUUUAUCAGUUUAUUUUGUUUUUAUUAGAGACUAGUUAUUUACAUGCUCCAAGAAGAAAGCAUUUUGACAGUAUUCAGAGAUUUUUUAUAAGCGAUAAACAUGCAAGAUUUUCGAACAUUGGCUUAACAGAAAGUAGUCUGUUAAAAUGUUUAUUAUGUAAUGGUAACUGCUUCAGUUCUUAUCUUAAACAUAAGAAAUGCAAAACAAACCAAAACUUUGAUUAAUCUCAUUUUUUAAUUUAAAAAACUUUAUGUGGAACUACUGACAUCAAAAUAUAGUAGCCCCCAAAUAAUGUUCAGUUUACUUUGGAAUCUGACAUACAAUACUUUGCUGAACAAUCAAACUUUAGAGUAUUGAGUAUUAAAUUGUUCUUAAUUGGAAUGUUUUAAUAAAAUUGCCAGUCUUUAUUGUAUUAUAUCAUACCUUAAAUGCUGUGACAAUUGAGGCAAAUCUAAUAAAUUCAUCAGGAUUUUUAUCCUGAUAUGGUUAGUUUUUAAGUUUAUCUUGAAAUAUAGUGUUCAUUGCAGUGAAUGAAUUGCUGAAGGCAUACUCUAACAUGAAUUUCUGGUAUGUUAAUUGAAUGUUUGCCUUAGGAAGUGUAUUGCACUUCAGUAAAUUCUAAAUGCAUUUUUUAAAUAAAUAGGUGCUAUUGACUCAAAUAUUGUUUCCAGAAAGUAUGUAUAGGAUGUAAAUGAAGCCAUAUGUUCAGGCUGGAGUAUUUUAUAAACAAUUUGGCUUUUCUUUAUCUUAUAUUUUAGGAGGUUCAUAGCUAAGAUAACACUUUGAUUUUAUACUAUGUUUAUGGCAAGAAAUCUUCUACUGAAACAUCUUAGAUGGAAAUUGUAAUAUGUUACUGUGAAUAAAUUCUGAACAAUCAAUGAAUGAAACAA
This is a messenger RNA of Pantherophis guttatus, 4152 nucleotides long. It is a transcript of the gene LYPLA1, whose product is annotated as lysophospholipase 1. Gene Ontology annotation, molecular function: palmitoyl-(protein) hydrolase activity; carboxylic ester hydrolase activity. Gene Ontology annotation, biological process: protein depalmitoylation. Lineage: Eukaryota; Metazoa; Chordata; Lepidosauria; Squamata; Colubridae. Gene Ontology annotation, cellular component: cytoplasm. The record is from RefSeq and is a predicted model, not a curated record.